Carcharodon carcharias (great white shark) is the source of this 1646-nucleotide messenger RNA. Its product is annotated as nuclease EXOG, mitochondrial-like. Gene Ontology annotation, cellular component: nucleus; mitochondrial inner membrane. Gene Ontology annotation, biological process: apoptotic DNA fragmentation. The transcript has 6 exons. Gene Ontology annotation, molecular function: RNA endonuclease activity; metal ion binding; 5'-3' exonuclease activity. NCBI's taxonomy places the organism in Eukaryota, Metazoa, Chordata, Chondrichthyes, Lamniformes, Lamnidae. The record is from RefSeq and is a predicted model, not a curated record. The coding region runs from base 34 to 1134 and encodes 366 amino acids.
CGGGUUGGCUGCUCUUCCGGGAAACGGGCGGCAAUGGCGGGGCGGGGAGGCCUGUGGAUUCUCCGGGAGCUGAGGCGGCCGGCUGGGGGCUUCGGCCGCGGCUUUCUGGCCGGCUCGCUACUGGGCUCUACCUGCUGUGCCCUGGCCUUGCACUGGUACCGGCAGCAGGAGGAGGAGGAUCGGCAGGGAGAGCUUCCAAAGAACAGCCAGCUGGAAAAGUAUGGCUUGCCUAUGAUUGGCUCAGAGAUUCGCUAUUGCACCAAUCACGUAUCAUCAUAUGAUCAGGCUAAGAGGACUCCCAGAUGGGUUCUUGAGCAUAUUACAAAGGAAAAAGUGCAAGGGACAGCGGAUCGGAAGCAUUGCAAGUUUAAGCCGGAUCCCAGCGUCCCAGCGCUGUUCAGUGCGACGAAUGAAGACUACCGCAGCAGUGGAUGGAGCCGAGGACACAUGGCUCCAGCAGGAAACAACAAGUUCUCAUUGCAAGCCAUGGCUGAAACAUUCUACCUGUCCAACAUUGUGCCUCAGAAUUAUGAAAACAAUGCUGGCUUCUGGAACAGGUUGGAAAUGUACUGCCGUGAACUGACCCAGAGGUAUGAGAACGUUUGGGUCAUUUCUGGACCCUUGACUCUCCCGACAUCAGGAUCUGAUGGGAAGAAAACCGUGGCCUACCAGGUGAUAGGGGAGAGUGAAGUUGCUGUACCGACGCAUCUAUACAAAGUCAUUCUCGCUCAGAAGAGCAGCGAGCUGUCCGGAUUGAUGGCUCUGGGGGCCUUCGUUGUGCCCAAUAGCCCAAUUGGCUUUGACCAUCAACUGUCUGAAUAUCAAGUGGACCUCCAGGACCUGGAGAAGAUGUCCGGGGUCACUUUCUUCCCAGCCUUGGACAAAGCCAGACAGUGCCGCGAUCUCUGUAAGACUGACACCUGCAAGCUGCUGAACUUGGUGGAGUUUACUCGGUACAUCGCUGGGCGGAAAGUGCAGAAUGCCAGCACUCUGCACAGGUUGGAGAAAGUCAUGACCGAGCUGCAGGAAAGUGGGAUUGAGCCAGAUGAGUACCUGCAGAACCUGUACCAGAAGAAAAAGCAAGAAGUGGAAUUGAAGGAAGCAGGUGAAGGCAGAGCAGCCAGGGCUGGUUAAAGCAUGUAGAAAUCCUUAGUUCAUGCUGAUAUGAGAUGUAUGCAGUUAUGCACAGACAUACGGUAUAUGUUUUGUCUGCUAACAUAUUAAUGUAUAUUAUGUGUCGUUAUGUUUUGACAUAAAGUACAUGCAGGUAUGUACUGACGUAUGGUAUGCACAGCUAUCAGGUGAAUACAAAUAUGUACUGACACGAUCUGUAGAUACAUACUGUCAAGGUAUGUGCUGACUCAUAUAAGGUAUGCAAAGUUAUCUAAUGACAAGAUACUGCAGAUAUGUACCAACAGAUUUGUUUGGACAAGGUACAUAUAGGUAUGUAUUGUUGUAAGGUAUGUGCUGUGAGGUAUUGAUGUAUGGUAUGUGGCAUUGUGUACAGUGUAUGUGGAUACAUAAUGAUAAGUGAUUUAUAUCAAUAUGUGCUGAUGUACGGCAUAUAUGAUAUAUUAAUUUGAUUAUGCAUGACCUUAGAUAUAGCUAGCUAUGUACUGAUGAGGUAAAUCUAGUUUUGCAUUUUA